AUGAACAAAUCUGAUAAGAAACAUCAAGAAGAACCGAUCAGCUAUAAAACAACAGCAACUGUUGAUUUAAACGAUUCAAGAAUUUCAAUUGAUGAUGUUUUCAAUGUUUCCAAAACUAGUGUUCCUUCAAAUGACCAACAAACAAUUGGAACUCCAAUUCAUAUUCCUGAUUGCGAACCAACAACAUCGACUGAAGUUCUUUCAGACGAAAAAACAUCUCAAUCAACAGCACAAUUGAAUUUGGAAGAUGUUUUCAACGUCAGUUUUGAUCGAGCAGAAAAAGAUGUUAAUGAUGAAAAAUUGAAACAAAGAAUUUCUGAAUUUGAGAUGAAUAAAUCUCACAAAAAACCUCAAGAUUCAUCAUCAGUUGGAACAAAACAAUCAAAAGCAAAUCUUGAUGAUUCAGCAGUUUCUUUAGAUGAUGUUUUCAAUACAAAUAUAUCAAAGGACCAUGAGGAAAAAACAAAAUCAGAUGAAUCAGAAAAAGGACAAGAAGAUAGAACCCACAAUUUCAAUUUGAUUGGAAAAAGAAAAUCUGUUGCAUUUUCGGAUAUCUCCGAACUCUAUGAUUCUGGAAUUAAAAAAGAUUUGGAUGAUAUUUAUAAUAUCAGUCAAAGAGAAGAUAAUGAGACACCGAAAACCGAAUUCGAAACAAAUAUCACAACAUCGAGUAUAUUUUUGAAUGAUUCAAGACCUUCUUUUAAUCGUGUUGUAAAAGAAGAAAAUGAAGAAACAACAGAAACAAUUGAUGAUUCUGAAACAACGACUUCUACAACAAGACGAAGACAAAUUGAUAUUCCAAAAAGUGAUCAGAAGAAUAAAAAUCUUCAAGUUGUCACAGAAGAUAAGUUCAAUACAUCUUCAACAUCAACAAUUAGUCUCGAUGAUUCUUUUACUCGUCAAAGAUUACCCGAAAUUGAUGUGAAUACACUCGAUUCUAUAUUUUUAUCUCCACCAAUGUCAAAUCCAAGAUCUCGAUUAGUUCAAGAAAAUUCAGUUUCAUCUCCAACAAGAAUAUCACAAGAAAUCAAAUAUGAAUGGAUAGCUGAUAUUUUAUCACCUACAAGUACUGUAGUUUCGAGUGCUUAUAUUGAUUUGGAAGAUAACAAACAGGUACGUGACAUAAUUAUGGGAUUUUUCAGUUAUGAGAAAUUGUUGCCAAAAACUAAUUGUUUUGUUUUCAGGUCGAAACAAAUCCAACUUUAUCAUCUGUCGAUCAAAUUCCUUCAACAUCAUCAUUUGGAACAACUCAAAAUAUAUCUGAAAGUUUUUCUCGAUCAAGAAAUGAACCAUUAUCACCAAGAAGAUAUUCGAACUUUUAUGAAGAACGAAAAUCAAUAAGUGUUCAUCCAGAUCAAGAAGAAGUUGAUGAAAUGUAUGACGAAUAUAAUGAUUUUUACAUAACAUCUGUGAAAAAUCAAGAAGUUGAUAUUGAUGUCAGUCAUUUUGUUGAUGAUAUUCUUGGAAAAUCACUAGACGAAGCUGCAUUUUUGAGUUCAACAAAAAGUUUGGACUUCAAAAAGCACACCGACACAUCGAUUGAUCGAAAAAAGAAAAAGGAAGAAAAAAUGACGCAAGAAGAAAAAGGUCAACAACAAAAACAACAAGAUGACCUUAUUAAUCUAAUAUUCAAUCAGUCAUCACAAUCAGAAACAAUUGUUGAAAAACAAAUUGAAGAAAUCAAAAACGACGAAGAAAUGCUGGAAAUCGAAUCAAAUCAAGAUUAUUUCAUCGUCAAAGGAUCGUAUUCUCUUGUUAUUCCAAAAACUGAUCCACUCGGUCAACUUUUAUCAAAAUUGAGUGAAGAACAUGAAUUAGCAACACUUGAUUUUUCAAUGACUCGAAAAUUAAAAGCAAUGCUUUUCGAAUGUAUCAAAGAACGAGCAACAAAUGAGCAUAGAAAUGAACGUAAGUUGAUUAAUUUUGUGAAUAUUUCAAUAGAAUAUAAAUCGUAUUUAGAUCCAACAAUGUCAAUUCGCGGCCAACAUUUAUUAUCAUCUGUGGAUAAUGCAUCAAAAACAUUUUUGAAAAUGAAUGAUAAUAAGUAUCAUUAUAAAAAGAAUCCGAAAGGAAUCAUCAAUUUUUGCACAGCGGAAAACAAUUUGUGCACUCCUCUUCUCGAAGAACGAUUCAAACAUCUUGAAUUGUUCAUACCAAAUACAGAACAUCUUGUAAGAUAUCCACCAAGUGGAGGUUGGCCCGAAACAAGACAAAUAUUAUGCAAAUAUUUCCAACAAUUUAUGAAUGCUCAAGUUGAACCAAAUGAAUUAGUAUUAACUGCAUCGACAAGAACUGGUUAUGAUGUUAUAAGUCAUUGUUUAUUUGAACCACAUGGUAAGAUAAUAUCGAUUUAUCAGAAAUAAUACAACUAAUUAUUAUUUUCAGAUAUACUUUUGACAAAUGGACCAAUUUAUACUGGAACUAUUUCGAAUCCAAAUGAACGUGCUCAAUGUAUUGUUGAAUGUGUUCCAACAGAUUUAACGAAAAAACCAAAAUUAGAUCUGGCAGAAUUCCAAAAAUAUUAUGAUAAAUUGACGAAGGAAAAAGAUCAAGUAAUCGGUGGUAUUAUAAUUGUCAAUCCACAUAAUCCACUCGGUGUUGUUUUUCCACCCGAAGAAGUUAUUGAAUUAUGCAAUUGGGCAUCGAAAUUAAACUUGAAAGUUGUUAUCGAUGAAGUUUUUGCGAAUUGUGUUUAUGAUAAAGAUUCACGAUUCAAAUCAUAUUUAUCAUAUCGACAUCGAAUUUCUCGACCCGAAAAUGUUACGUAUUUAUGGAGUGUGAGCAAGGUAAGAUAACUUUGUGUACUCACAAUUUUACCAAUUUUUUUCUAAAAAAAAAGGACUUCGGCUUACCUGGUCUCAAAUUUGCUGUUAUUCAUACCAAUGACGAAUCAUUGAAAUUGGCAUCAACAAAAUUGCAAUAUUAUUAUCCAUGUUCGGCAUUGGUCCAAGAUUUUGCAGUCAAACUGUUAUCAGAUUUCGGUAAGUGAAAAAUGACCAAAAAUUAAAACAAAGCCUCGUUUUUUUUCAAGGUCACGUUGAAAAAAUAAUGAUUUUCAUAUUAUUUAUGUUUUCAGAUUGGCUGAAAGGUUUUCAUGCUGAAGUUCAACGACGAAUUCGAAUUCACUACACAUAUACAUCUGAAAAUCUGAAGAACUUGCAAAUUCCCAUUUGUCGUUGCUCAGGCAGGAAUAUUUGUAUUCGCUGAUUUCUCAGCACAAUUGAAAGAACAUUCGGAAAAAGCUGAACUUGAAUUAUGGAAUCGAAUUGCAGAAGAAGUUGGUGUGAUGUUAACACCGGGUGUUCAUCAGAAAUGUGUUAAUUUCGGAUGGUUCCGUUUGGUAUUUGCGUGUACUUCGGAAGAAUUAGAAGAAGGUUUUAGAAGAUUGUAUAAAUUUAUGAAAAUUCGAACGAAACCAUUGGGAGCUAUUGAUUAUUUGCUUUAG
This is a messenger RNA of Caenorhabditis angaria, 3445 nucleotides long. The record is from the annotation of a GenBank genome assembly. Lineage: Eukaryota; Metazoa; Nematoda; Chromadorea; Rhabditida; Rhabditidae.